This is a messenger RNA of Lycium ferocissimum, 1286 nucleotides long. RefSeq names its product F-box protein At1g30790-like. The record is from RefSeq and is a predicted model, not a curated record. The transcript is spliced from 2 exons. Bases 84 to 1286 code for a protein of 400 amino acids. Gene Ontology annotation, molecular function: protein binding. Lineage: Eukaryota; Viridiplantae; Streptophyta; Magnoliopsida; Solanales; Solanaceae.
UGAGUCACCUAUAAAUAAACAUCUUAUGUUGUCCUCUCUAUUUCAAGAGAAGUUACAACAAAAAAUCGAUACAUUGAAUUAUAAUGGAGAAGAAAGUUAAAGAAAUCCCAUCAGAAAUUGUGUUCCAAAUUUUAGGUUGGCUACCAGUUAAAUCUUUGAACAGAUUUAAGUGUGUAUCAACAUCUUGGUCUUCCAUGAUUUUUCAACAUAGGCCUUACGGCCACAUAGUCGUAAAUGUCACGUCGGAUAACACUCGUUGCGCCCCUCGAUCGGGUUCCAUGAAAGCCGGUCUCUUUUGUGGGCCCAUCCGUGCCCUCACCUCUUCCAGAGAGCAGAUUCAGGAUUUAAACGUGGAAACGUUUGUUGAACAAUUAAGUUUGCCCUAUUUGUGUUAUGAAAACAUUACUCCAGUUGUAAACGGACUUGCUUGUCUUUACACGGGCCAUCAAGUUUCACUUUUUAACAUGUUUACUUGCGAGAUUAUGAACCUUCCCUUGUCAAGUUUACAUCCUGAAUCUAGUAAAAUUUGGUAUGCACUUGGUUUUGAUCCUAUCGACAAUGUGUACAAAUUGUUUAAAGUUUGUGCCAUUCCUAAACCUAAUCAGAGAACCAAUUACUACGAAGAUGAUUGUGGCAAUAAAUCUGACCUAGUCUACGAGGUCCUCACUUUCGAUACAAGUUCAAUAUCAGAAGGGAAAUGGAGAGAGGAAAUUGAUAAGGAAUACCAUUGCGAAUUUUCUAAUGUCAAUGGUCAGAGUUACUUUGUAAAUGGGAUAAUAUUUUGGAAGUUUAAUGGCCGUAUUAUUUCAUUUGAUGUCCACCAAGAAAAAAUCAACAUUGUUGAACCUCCACCAGUGGCUCCAACUAGAAGAUUUGGUCAAUUUGAGGGGCACCUAGCACUAUCUUAUACACAUAAAGAUGCUCCAUCAUAUGAUUCUUGGAUUUUGGACAUUUGGAUGUUAGAAGAUCAUGAAAAUUCUAAAUGGACCAAGGUUACUAUUAAAUUGCCGUCACAUGUUGAGAAAUACUUUUAUGAGGCUACACCUAUUGGGAAUUUUCCUUCUGGUGAAUUGGUACUAUCUUGCUUUGAAUCUCAAAAGGUGGACAACUUUUUUUACACUUAUGAUCCAAUCAAGAGAAAAUUCACAAGAUUGAUGAUUGAUCUUCCUAGAUCACUAGCAUUGGCACGUCGAACGGAAUAUCCUGCUCAUAUGGCUUGUCUUUUCGAGAAUAUGUCUAAUAUGAACACUCCAUUGGAUGAUUUAGUUGCCGGUAGCAACAAGUGA